AUGGAUGCUGGGGAUGAUAUAGAAGAUUCUUUCAAACUCAAGGAUCUUUGGCAGACCUCGAGCUUUGCACUUGAGACACUUCCGCCGCUCGAAUCGACCCAUUUCGAUUCGGCCCUUUCAGAUAUUCCAAAUGGGCUUUUUAGCUCGCCAUUACACGACUUUAGUAAAAAUGACUCCAUACUCUACGAAAUCAAUGUCUUCGGUACCGAUGAUACGGAAAACCUCUCGGUCGAGCUCCCCGACGUAGCGCAGUCUAGUACGGACGAUGACAAUACGGAUAUCAAUUCUACGAGUGAAGAUCAAGACCAAGAUCAAGACAACCCAUGGAAUAUAGGCUCCCUCCUAGAAUAUCUUCAUGAAGCGCCAACGGGUGGACCGAAACUUGCAUCCUGGGAUGGUUUCCUGGAUCGCCAUUAUAAGGAACCCGCAUCCGCAUAUCUGAGCGAAUUCGGUAACAGAGGAUUUGACGCAGCAUUAUCACAUCAAGCUACUGUCAGUGGGCUGGAGAACGCCGGCCGUAUAAUACGAUCGUCGGUAUUCUUGGAUAGUCUCAUUCGUCUCGGACUGGGAUGGAAUUCCAUGCUUUUUCAUUAUAAUGAGCAGAAGAGAGUCUUUGAAAAGAGUAUACAGGACAUACGUAUCACUGGACUCAGUCUUAAAGCUCUUGAUAGUAUGAUUAGUGAUAUUUCACGAUGUGGUACGGAUGUCCAGAGAAUACGAAAAUUUGUACGAGCAAAUCCAUCAAUCACUGACCAGCCUUCUGCGCUGUCAAGCUUGGCCAGUGCUCUCUCUGUAUUGCUUUACAGCCUUGAGAAGCAGCUUUCUGGACACUUGCGUGUCAAUGUCUCCUUGAUACAGGUCCACAAUUUGUUUCAAAAAUGUGGUCACCUGGUGAGCACGCUGGCAGACAUAGCCACAACAGCAGAAAAAGCCCGUAGCGAAAGCGAUGUUAUUUCUGUGCUUUUGUCUAAAAGUGAAGAUUAUGAGCAGCGGGUUCCCUGGUUGGCAAAUACUCUUCACGAACUUAUACGACGGUGUACAAAGCCAUGGCUAUCGUUAGUUGAGACGUGGAUUGGACUGAAGAGCGAAAAGCUUCUUCUCGGUCAAGGGCAAUCAAUGAGCAACAGCUUCGUAGAAGUUGAGCAAUUUCGAAAUUUGACCGAUACAGCUCUGAGACCGGCUACUGUGGACUAUAUCUAUCACCCGGAAUUUGUCCCUUCGUCAUUACCAUCUGAGCAAGCACGUUUGCUGUUUGAGACCGGAAAGGCACUUCGUUUGCUUAAACAGAAUCAGCCGGAUCAUCCUAUUUCAAGAUCCGAUAUCGUCGAAGCUGCAGAAGCUCCGAGCCUUACAUGUGCAUUCUCUUGGACACAUAUCGAAGAGAUACAAAGAAGAGCUAAUGAGUACGAAAGCCGGCUUCGUCGGGAGAUAACGAGGUACAACGGUGGUGAUACUUCACGGCCUCGUGCUGGGACAAGGCAUGGAGAACCAGAGCAUGGCAGAAAGGAAAUGUAUUCAGACGACAUCCCUGACAAUAAUUUUGAGCUCAUUGACCUCGACGACGAGCAGCACGUCACUGGGCUACUUGCCAGCAAUGCACAGAUGGAAUCCGAUAAGUUGUAUCAAGAUACCGAAGGAAAUGAGUUCUUCAGUCCACAAUCACUAAUUCAACAUGAUGCAGCCUUUGGACCACCGUUGGGAUCAGUCUUGUACCUCUCUCUAGGUCCAACUCUCGCAGUGCAAGCUAAACUGGUCGACUUUUCUUGUCUACAUUUACUCUUCAAAAAAUAUAAGCUACGAUAUCAUCUUACAUUACAAUGGCGGUUUCAGCUUCUAGGCGACGGCACAUUUUCUUCGCGGCUAUCCCACUCUCUAUUCGAUCCCGAGAUGUCAAGCGGCGAGCGAAGAUCUGGUGUUGCACGAGGUGGUUUUCAUACAGGUUUACGUCUGGGAAAUCGAGAUACGUGGCCACCCGCUAGCUCCGAGCUCCGACUUGUUCUCAUGGGGCUAUUGAGAGACUGCUAUGAUGCUGGUGAAAGCGAGUUGAUUCUAUCAGCACGGCCAGACGCAGAGGGAAAAGAGUUACCAGGGAACCUCAGUUUUGCCAUACGUGACCUUACCGGCAGCGAAAUGAUAAAAUGCAAGGAUCCCAACGCGAUCGAAGCCCUAGACUUUCUACGUAUGCAAUACAAACCAUCAACCACACUCGAAAGCGUAAUAACACCAAAAUCACUCGAAAAAUACGACCAUCUCUUCAAAUACCUCUUACGAUUGUUACGCAUGGUCUCCGUCGUCAACGGUCUCAUCCGCGAUUCAACGGCACGUACCUCUCUCUCCGGAGAUACGCAUAACAUCUUUCAAGAAUUCCGGAUUGAGUCUCACCAUUUCGUAAAUGCUCUGAAUGAUUAUGCCUUUCAGGUCGCGAUCGGCAUGAAUUGGCAUCGUUUCGAAAGUGCCUUAUCUGCUAUCGAAUCCUGUAUCGACCGUGGCGAUAUAGACGGCACCAUCGAAAUCGCUGGCUCCUUGCACAAAUUACGCAAAUACCACGAAGAUGUCCUCGACCAAAUCCUUUUCUCGCUUUUCCUAGUAGACCCGAAAAAGCAAAGUCGCCGCAGUUCAUCGUUGAAGCAAGUGGCCAAGUUACUACAAGAGAUAUUCGGCACUAUUCUGGCAUUUAUGCCCCUUUCGAAACUUGAUGGGGAACAUGGGUUACGAAGUUCGAACGAAAAGACUGUUUAUCGUCUUCAUGUCACGUUUAGGAAACAGGUGGGCAACUUGGUUCAGUUCUUGAGGGAAUUGGAUGGAAAGAGGGCUUUGUCGACUUCUUCGUCGAAAGGGGGUGAUGCAUCUCGGGGGAAUGCAGGUGGUAUGUCUGCGAGAGGGACGUCCAGUAUCUUUGAGUAUUUGCUUUUGCGGCUGGAUAUGAAGCAGUAUUACUAG
This is a messenger RNA of Talaromyces stipitatus ATCC 10500, 2940 nucleotides long. RefSeq names its product gamma-tubulin complex component GCP6, putative. Gene Ontology annotation, cellular component: spindle pole; gamma-tubulin complex; equatorial microtubule organizing center. The record is from RefSeq and is a predicted model, not a curated record. Lineage: Eukaryota; Fungi; Ascomycota; Eurotiomycetes; Eurotiales; Trichocomaceae. Gene Ontology annotation, biological process: spindle assembly; mitotic cell cycle; cytoplasmic microtubule organization. Gene Ontology annotation, molecular function: gamma-tubulin binding; microtubule minus-end binding. The transcript has 2 exons. The coding region runs from base 1 to 2940 and encodes 979 amino acids.